UUUACUGUAAAAACAAUGAAUGAAAGAAGCUGGAAAUAAAUCCUUCUCCGGCACUAUUUAACCGGAUAUGACGCCAUAUGUUUUGGGGCGGAGCUUAUCGGCAGAGGAGAGGCCAUUACAGCGUAGCAAUCGCCCUGUAAACAUUUACCGCGAUAGUUUUCCACCACUGCUGUUAUGGUUUAACCACGUACAACAUUUCCUAUCCCCACCAGAGGAGUUGAACUGUAUUUCACCGACUGAGCAGCCAGCGAGCUACUGACCGCGGGAACAAUGUCCAACCGUCUUGCCUUCCAGACCCAGCUGGCCUCCAUCAUGGAAGUCCUGGCUAACGCUGCCGUGGCGGAGAUCUGUAAGCUGGUUGACGAUGAUUAUGCCGUGGUUAGUUUGCAGAUGUCCCAAUGUCAUAGAGAGAACAAAUCCCUGAAGAGGAAACUGCACCUACUUGAACUGAAGAUGGCGAGAGGGAACGCCGAGCGGAGGCUCCGAGAGAGCUCCACGAACAGUACCCGACCGAGGGUGCAGAUAAACUGCGGCGACAGGCGCCGGGAGUCCUCACCGUCCACCGGUGGAGUGUUUGAGCGGCAGAUGGAUAUCACUCUGUGGUCUGACAGAACUGCUACACGCAACACAGUUAGCCAAGCAAACCAUUCUGGCAACAUCCAAAGUAUGUCUCCAGAUUUGGAACUGGUGGAGCCAGAUGCAAUGCUGGUAAAGGAAGAGAAGGUGGAAGCAAACAUGUCUUGCAAUGAAGAAACGGUGGACGUGCCACUUAUAGGAGAUGAUGGAGUGCUGAAAUGUGUCCAUCGUGGAGUUUCUGGAGAGAGACUGAGGCUUGAAGAGCAGGAUACCCAGAUCCAAAUCAGCAGGACCAGGCCUACAGGCAAAAACUGCAACAACAGCAGAGGAGUGGAGAAGGAUGAUGAGCCAGAUGUGGUGCUGGUGAAGGUAGAGGAAGUGGAGCCACUGUCGGAAUCUCAUAACCGAACAGACCUCAGCAUACAGGAGGGGUUGGUGGAGUCGAGCACAGAUGACUACAGAGGAGGGCUGCCAUUUGAUGACACCACGCAAGCCUCCACCAAUCAGCUUUUAGGCCUGCAGGAGUCUGAGGAGGGCUUCUCAGAGUCUGCAGAGCCUCAGUCGACCCCCAUGAUAUCAGAAGAUUCCAGCAGUAAAGUGGCAGUCCAUCAACGGGUACCAGACACCAAGACGUCAGCUAACCCCAACGCACAACCACCAGCAGCGCACAGAUCAAGUAACAGCCUCUCGCUAAGCUCUGAGUACUCUCUGUUUGAAAUCGAGACAUUCUUCACCCGCUGGGCUCCUGAUCAUGACUCUGUGUCCACCCCCAGUGGCCCCUCAUGUUCUUUCAGCAUUGAUGACUCAGUAGAGUUCGACAUAGAGGGAGUAACUAUUGUAGAGGCUGAGCCAUCAGUCUCCCCAGCAGUGAGGAUUAGUGGUGGGCAGAGUUUGUCCCCUGCAGCUGGAUGCUCUACAGUUCACAUCCAGCCCCCUGGGUCACAAGCAGGGACUUCUGUGUCUGUACCUCAGAGGAUCCAGGUUCCAUCUUCCCAGCAUCCAUGGAGCAGAACACCAGCCAUGAUUAAAAGUGCACAGUCAGUGAAACAACAGCAACACAACAAUCCCUCUGCACAGACCACAUUGACCUCCAGCACAGCUGCUGCCGCCAACAGUAACAGUGGUGAUAAAACAAGUGUCUCUGGUAUCACCUCAACCUGCAGGAUAAUGAGCUCCACUGUGGCUUCACAGUCAGCUUUAGCUCUCAGGGGAUCCCCAGCACUGUUGGCAAGCAUUGAUUUAGCAAUUGCUGCACAGCAACGAGCCAGCCUCCUGGGUCACCUCAGUAAAAGCCAGCCAGCCAGUAUUGCCUCCGGCGAGCACCGCAGGAAAGGCUAUGUCUGCCAAGUCUGUGGUAAGUCCUUCUCCGGCUUGUCAAACCUGGAGGCCCACGAGAGAGUCCAUACGGGGGAAAAACCUUUCCGCUGCGACACCUGCGGGAAAUACUUCUCAGAGGCAGGGAACCUGAAAAAGCACCAGAGGGUUCACACCGGGGAGAAACCCUUUAGCUGCGAGCAGUGUGGGAAGAGUUUUGCCUGGAUCUGCAAUCUGCGGACGCACCAGCAGUCUGCCACAGGCUGCGGAUCACAGCUCAGUUGAGCAUAAGGACUCGGCUGAUCUCACACACUCUGCUGAUUUUAGUAGUAUAUCACUCACACACUAACACACACCUUGUAUAUCUAUCUUAGUGAGGACACCCAUUGGCAUAAUCCUUUCCCCUGGACGGCGUGUAAACUGAGAAAUGCAAUACAGUGGGCCAUAGUCUAUUACAUUAUAUUGCAUUUAGCUGACGCUUUUAUCCAAAGCGACUUACAAUAAGUGUACAAUAAUUUUGUACAACCCUGAGGGUAAAAACCAAGAACAACAAGAAUCAAGAAAGUACAAUUUCUUCAAAAAUAAAGCAAAAUAAAGUGCUACUAAAUUGUUAGUUAAAAACAUUUUUAGUUUUCUUUUAUGUUUUUUAUAUAUAUUUUUUUUAAUAUAUUAUAUUUGUGGACUUUGAUGCGGGCCACUUAAAAUGGAUGGCGGGCCGCAGUUGGCCCGCUGGCUGUAGUUCGGACAACCCUGCUCUAAGGUCUCCACUCAAAAUGGUCCUCACAGAGAUAUCUGUACAGGUACACACCCACAGAUACCUGGCCUUUCUUUAGUGUGAAACAGUGGCACAGCAGCAAUAUGUGAAAACGUCUAAUGUUUUGUGUCUUGACCAAAGUAGGUUUUGUUAUUUUUAGAGUCAUGUUGGUUAGGUUGUUUUGGAGUUGUGAGUUGUUCCAGGCACUCACUGCUUCUUUAAUUCAGCUUGAUUUGAAAGACAGCACAUGGAAGAAAAUGGACUUCAGACUGUGGUUGUUGCCCAGUCUUCCUCCAACCUGUUCUUGGGUUGUUCUCAGAAACACAAUUCACACGUAAGUGAAACCACAGUUAAUUGCAGGACUUAAUGCAGAGGUGUGUGAUAAUAUUACAUUACAAUACAUGUUAUUUAGCUGACACUUUUAUUCAAAGCGACUUUCGAUUAGUGCAUUUAACAUCUAUGUGGGGCAAUUCAUGGAAUCAGGACACUUGCCCAAGGACACUUCGGCAUGGAUCUGAGCCGCUUACCUACUGUUUGGAGGAUGUAUGCUCUAUGCUGUCAGCCACAGCUGCCCCAACUGCCCAUGAUAACAACCAUGUUCAGCCUGUUUGACAAAGGAUUGAAUGGAAAGAACAAAUGUUCUGCAUGUGUGGUUUAAACUGUAUGAAGACUUUUAACGGUGCCAGCUUAAGCCAAAAUCUUGUAAUUGUUAAUAUUGAAAUAAAAAUAAAAAUAACAGUUCAAAUUUCACCGUAAUACAUUUUGUUUCUCAAGUGCAACAACCAGUCCCUCUGCAUACAUACGAAUAAUGAUUACAAAAGUAUUGAUAGUUGGAGGCAGGACAGAUGCAUGUGACCAAGAAAUGAUCUGAGCAGUAAAGAUGAAUUCUGUAACUGUUUGGCAGGCAGAACCUCACCUGUUCAGUUUUAAAUCAAUGAAAAUGUAUUUCUAUAGCCCAUAUUCACAAAUCACAGUUUGUCUCAGGAUGUAACAAGUUGUCAUUCUCUGCCCUUUACCCUAAACAAGUAUAGGAAAAA
Molecule: messenger RNA, 3681 nt
Organism: Platichthys flesus (European flounder)
Lineage: Eukaryota; Metazoa; Chordata; Actinopteri; Pleuronectiformes; Pleuronectidae
Product: early growth response protein 1
Exons: 8
Coding region: 271-2175 (634 amino acids)
Cellular component (GO): nucleus
Source: RefSeq, a predicted model, not a curated record